AUGGUUCUGGACAACACAGCUACCGUCAAUUGGGAUUGCUGGGACCUAAAUGGUAACCACCGCUACACGCACCAUCGCUGGGACCUAAAUGGUAACCACCGCUACACGUACCAUCGCUGGAACCUAAAUGGUAACCACCGCUACACGUACCAUCGCUGGGACCUAAAUGGUAACCACCGCUACACGUACCAUCGCUGGGACCUAAAUGGUAACCACCGCUACACGCACCAUCGCUGGGACCUAAAUGGUAACCACCACUGCACGCACCAUCGCUGGGACCUAAAUGGUAACCACCGCUACACGUACCAUCGCUGGGACCUAAAUGGUAACCACCGCUACACGUACCAUCGCUGGGACCUAAAUGGUAACCACCGCUACACGUACCAUAGCUGGGACCUAAAUGGUAACCACUUCUACACGUACCAUCGCUGGGACCUAAAUGGUAACCACCGCUACACGUACCAUCGCUGGGACCUAAAUGGUAACCACCGCUACACGUACCAUCGCUGGGACCUAAAUGGUAACCACCGCUACCAUUGA
Physella acuta is the source of this 540-nucleotide messenger RNA. Its product is annotated as bifunctional endo-1,4-beta-xylanase XylA-like. The record is from RefSeq and is a predicted model, not a curated record. NCBI's taxonomy places the organism in Eukaryota, Metazoa, Mollusca, Gastropoda, Physidae.